GAAAUGAGGAAAAUUCAAGUGCUUGCGGAACGUUGAGGAUUGUGAUAAAUUCAGACAGGAACAAAAUCUUCAUUCAACUAUCUCAACCUCCAAUACUAUAAAUAACACAGCACAAGAAACCUUCAAUUUGUUAUUUAUACUAUAUGAGGUCUAAAAAUUGAUUUUGGGUUAACAACUCAGAGCGUUAUCCAUUUAAAGCUUUUUUUGGUUCAAAAUGCCGGCAAAAUUAAUCCGUUCGAUAAAUCAGUAUUUAUAUCCUCAUGAUGAGAUAUUCAUAUUGAUAAGACCUAUUAUUACAUUAAUUAAUAAUACUGUAGGAGUAGCUGCUUUAGCUAUGCCAUUUUGUUUUCAUCAGUGUGGUAUUUUAUUAUCAUUUUUGUUUCUUGGAAUUACUGCUGCAUUUUCAAUAAUGUCAUGCGAUGCUUUAAUUGAUAUCUGUUCUACUCACCGAGUCCUUCCAUUUGAACAUGCUUGCUUUAAAGCAUUAGGACAUAUGGGAAAAAGUUUAGCUGAAUUAAGUGUUAUUUGUCUGUUGUUUGGUUACGUUGUAGGAUAUUAUGUUACUAUUGCAGACCUGAGCACUGGUGUUGUUUCACAAAUCGCUGUAACUAUACCAACUCAUCAGCUUCGGUUUAUUCUACUAGUGACGUUUACAGUUACUUUAAUACCGCUUUGUUUAGUUUCAAAAGUUCAAAGUUUACUUCGAUUGAAUGUAUUUACAAGUCUAUUUUAUGGUGUAGUUACUUUUCAUAUGAUUUUUAUACUUGGUCUACCUCGAUUAAUUUCCAAUAUGCCUUGGGAAGAUAUGAAUUGGUGGAAACCAGCUGGUCUGAUUGAAUGUAUUCCUAUAUUUUUAGCUUCAAUGUUCUGUCAAACACAAUUACAUAUCACAUCAUCUAAAUCUUUUCAGCCAACAUUAUCAAAUAUGCGAUUGAUAGUUCGUGUUGCAUUGAUUACAGUAGCUAUAGUUUAUGGAUUUUUUGGUUUCUUUGGCUACGUAGCAUUUAUUAGUUCGAAAAGGACAAUAUUUUCCGGUAACGUCUUUCUAAUGUAUCCAGAUGAUUUACGUAGUUUCUGUAUACGUGUUGGAUUUCUACUAACCAACAUUGUCUCUAUACCGCUGAUUAUUUUCCCAUUACGUCAAACUGUAUACAAUUUAUUAUGUCAAAAAAGAUUAACUUCAUUUGGUGUGGAUUUGGAAAUCGAUUCAACUCCUAUGAUUUCUGAAGAAGUUCCAAAAAGGUUUAUUCAAAAAAUCACUAUCUCAUUACUACUUGUCUCGUUUCUUCUCAGUUUAACUACGGAUAAAAUUGAAGUAAUCAUUCGAUAUACAACUAGUGUAGCUGGUUCAUUGACUGGUUUCAUUUUACCAGCAUUGGUACUUAUUGUCGCCACAAUAAAAAAUGGUAAUCAUCACCAUCAUCAUCAUCAUCAUUACAAUGGUAGUAGUAGUAGUAUUUCACGUUUUUUACAAAUUUAUCGUAAUCAUUCAAUUAGUGCUUAUUGUCUACUAUUAGUUGGUUGCCUUUUAUUCUCAUUAGAAUUUUUCACAGUCCAUCAUACAAAUAAUGGUAAUAUAAAUCCAUUGAAUAAUUUAAAUGGAAUUAAUAAGAAUAAUCUUCAAUUAUUAUCAAGGGAUCAUAUUGUUGAUACUACUACUAGAAGUAGUAGUAGUACUACUACUACUACUACUAAAACUGUUACAUCUCUUCAAUCAAAUAUUGUUAAAGUGAAUUUGAAUGCUCAACAACCAAUUUUAAAUUUUACAAUGAAAAAUCCCCCUGAACCAAUUGAUCUAACAAAAAUUCAAUCACAAAUGAAUGUUAAUAAUAAGUUAACUAAUAUUUCACCAUUGAUUCAACAACAUCAUCAACAAACUAAACCAAUUACUAUUAUAAAUAAAACUAUUUUGAAAAAUUUUAAAAAAUCACGAUAACAACAUCAUCACCGACGUUGUUGUUAUCGUCGUCGACGACGACAUCGUUCAACGCGAAAUUGAUCAAAUUCACAUGAAAUCUUAGUUUCUUUUUUUUUUGGAAAAAAUCUAAAGUAACGCUGUGACUGGUAAAAAAGAAAGAAAGAAAGAAGGAGAACCGUCCAUAGAAUUGAAAUCAUCAUGUAACAGUGUUGUGUACAUACGAAUUGGAUUCAUUUUAAUUUUAUGUAGUUAAAAUCAUCGUCACGUGUGUAUACCUUAUUAUUUUAUUGUUCUGUGAUAUGUUUCUUUUUUUGUACAAUUUCUUACAUUGUCUCCAUUCAUGAUACACAAUACAUAUGUGAUAUUUAAGAAGGGAUCAAUAGUCAUAAUUUUGUGUUAUUUACUCUUGCCUUUCAUUGUAUUGUUUGUUUAUGUUGAGUAUGGGGACUGAGUUCUCUAUACAUACGAAACACCAUUUCUUCUUUCGAUGGUUGUGAUUUUCUUUUACUUCUUGUUGAUUUGUCAACAUACUUGUUAAUGUUCCAUCUUUCCAUAUGAUUAAUAUCUCUGUUGUUACUUACUUACGCCUGUUACUCCUCAUUAAGGAGCAUAGGCCGCUCACCAGCGUUCUCCAUCCAACCCUGUCCUGAGCAAUCCUUUCCAGUUUUUCCAGUUGUUAUUCAUCUUUUUCAUGUCUGCUUCUACUUCCCGACGUAAUGUGUUCUUUGGAUUUCCUCUUUUCCGUUUCCCUUCAGGAUUUUAAGUUAAGGCUUGCCUCGUUAUGUAGUGUGAUGAUUUGCGUAAGGUAUGUUUGUUGUAGGUAGAUUAUUUAAAUCAGUAUUACAAUUGCAUAUGUAUCUAUGUAAUUACCAUUUGCUUACAAUGGUUUAUACCACUUACCAUCGAUAUAUUCAAUGUUUCAGUUUGUUUGUUCUUUUAUAGGAGAAGCUCUUUUGUAUAUGUAUGUAUGUAUUUGCACUGUUCCAUUUGUUCAAUGAUCAAUAACAAGCUGUAAUCGAUCUUUCAACUAUCAUCUGUGUAUAUGUAAUAUCCUCCCUUAUGGUUUAUUUAAAUCCAUAAUGAAAGUUUGUUUAAUAUGUUUUGAUUCACAUAAUUUUUUCUAAAUACUUUUGUAAUUUAAAUAAACAUACCGGAGACUUUUUUAGGGAGUUAGUUUUCUACGGG
Molecule: messenger RNA, 3103 nt
Organism: Schistosoma mattheei
Lineage: Eukaryota; Metazoa; Platyhelminthes; Trematoda; Strigeidida; Schistosomatidae
Source: the annotation of a GenBank genome assembly